This is a messenger RNA of Amoebophrya sp. A120, 1364 nucleotides long. Lineage: Eukaryota; Dinophyceae; Syndiniales; Amoebophryaceae. The record is from the annotation of a GenBank genome assembly.
UGUCCUGUACGGUGACUGCCUUCAUGUGCGAUGCCAUUCGCCUGUCGCGUACCGUGAACGGGCUGCGCGCCAUGGGCGCUGACUAUCCGGGUGUGGGCGGAUUGGAUCUGGGCCUUCGCUGUUUCGGGAUCUACGGUAUGACCUUAGCGUAUCCACGGCGCAGAUGAUUGAAAAUCUUGACUCAACCACGAUAACGGACUACCCGAGCUGUCUCAGUUUGAUGUUGACGUGACCAGAUAGUCUAUACCCUUUGAUUUGAAAAACAAGAAGUCCAGUUUUUGCAUAAGAAUAUGGGAGCACCUUGUACUUGAGGGUGACCGCGCAUCGAUCUUUUUGGUUUUGUUUUGCAAUUUUGAUCCUGAAGGAGCCCUGUUUUUCAAGGGGGUCAGGAUCCGCAGCUGCAGCAAUAUACUAAGCAUGGCUGUUGAUGCGGUAUGUAGUUACAUACCGAGCUAGAUGAUCUUGAUCCAGGGUAGGCUAGCAGCAGCUUAUCAAGACAACAUCCCCAUAUUUUUAUCGGGUCAUCCGUAAUCAGUAAUGUUGAUUCAGGAUUUUGCUCCCAUACCUGCGGGGUUAUUGGUGGCUACUGUUCCCAGGGCCGCGGGAAAGGGCCCAACACCGGCGCCGACUAUGUAUGAAUCUUUAGGGACGGCGACGAGCUAACAAGGGGGAAAACAAAAAGUCGCGAAAUCAUGUAAAAGUCACAAAAUCAUGUAUGACUCCUGUGCGCAACCGAAGAUGGCGCUCCAUUCAAUGCACAAAUAGGAAGAGCCGCAGAUAUGCAAACAAUUUGAGACCUAUUUCCUUUGGAAAAUUAACUUUUGUUCAUUCAGUUUUGCAAUGUUGCUAAGGUGGCGAGGGCGUCAUAUUCAUCUGGAGAAAAUACAGUGCUCAUUGAGUAAGAGAUGAGUAGUAGGUGGACGUGCCUAUUUUAGCCAACUGCAAUUCAACUUCAACUGCAUCUGCAACAGCAGCAUCGAAAAUGCUAAAGCAAUUUACAAUUUUGUAAACCAUUAUACGUGAAGAAGAAUGUAUCAGUAACUUCGCUCUGGUAGGUUCAGAUUUAUUUUUGAUGUACGGCCACGGUGAAAUGCAUCAUUGUAGAUCGCGAAACACGUCAUCAGCAGGGACGACACUAUGAAAAACCAUGAUUCAGGCAGUGUCCUUCCCUUGUGCUUGAACAAAAAGAAGAACCUAUACAAUCAUGAUACUUUCUUCAUCCACAAGAGUUAGAAAAGUAGAACACUUUGGCUUUCGGAGCCGAGCCUACAUUUUUUAGCAGCCACACGACAUGCUGGACUUCAACUUCGUUGUUCCCAACCGAGCAAACUGAAUGAUGUCUUCGAGAGGCAAAAGCAAGAACC